UCACAGACUGGUCUCCUCUGAGUUUCAUCAUGUUGACUCUGAGGAUCACAGGACUGAUCCUGAUGGUUGGAAUCACUGUUGGUAUCAUCAGAACCAGAGGGACCAGUGGAGGAGAACUUCAUCUCUAUCACAGAGCUGGAGAUGAUGUUGUUCUACCUUGUAGAAGUCCUUUAUCUUCUUACUUAUGCCCCAUUGUUAACUGGGUUUACUUCAGAGAUCCAAGCACAAACCUUUCAUUUGAUGUUGAGGAUGGAAAAGUUGUUGAGAGUUCACCUCGAGCUGCCAGGUUAAAUGUGGACAGUAACUGCUCUCUGAUCAUCAACAACAUCACUGCUGAGGAUGCUGGACGUUACUUCUGUGGAUAUUCAGGAAUCCUCUAUGAUGACAGUCUGCUUCUGGAUGUUUUGACCAUCUCUCCCUCUCCACCAGAGGAUGAUCCAACAAAGGAUGGAGAUGUCACAUUAAACUGUUCUCUGGAGAGAUACAGUGGGUUGGAUCCGUGUCCAGAGAACAGCCUCUGCUGGGUGGAUGAGACAGGAACUGGGCUGACUGGUGAAGGUGUUGGGUUCAAGUUAAGACCAAGGAGAUGUGCUUCCUCUCUGACUGUGCAACAUCAGAGUGGCACCAACAGAACAUACACCUGCCGGUUUGUUGUAGAGAACAUCGUGGAGGUAGACGCUCACUACACAGUUGUGUUUGAAGGGACCAGUGGAGGAGAACUUCAUCUCUAUCACAGAGCUGGAGAUGAUGUUGUUCUACCUUGUAUCAGUCCUUCAUCUUCUUACUCGUGCUCCAAUGUUAACUGGUUUUACAGCAGAGAUCCAAGCACAAGCUUUCCAUUGGAGGUUGAUAAUGGAAAAGUUGUUGAUAGUUCACCUCGAGCUGCCAGGUUAAAUGUGGACAGUAACUGCUCUCUGAUCAUCAACAACAUCACUGCUGAGGAUGCUGGACGUUACUUCUGCCGACCUGGUUCAGGAACCACCUUAGAUGGCAGUCUGCUUCUGAGUGUUUUGACCAUCUCUCCAUCUCCACCAGAGGAUGAUCCAACAAAGGAUGGAGAUGUCACAUUAAACUGUUCUCUGGAGAGAUACAGUGGGUUGGAUCCGUGUCCAGAGAACAGCCUCCUCUGGGUGGAUGAGACAGAAACUGGGCUGACUGGUGAAGGUGUUGGGUUCAAGUUAGAACCAAGGAGAUGUGCUUCCUCUCUAACUGUGCAGCAUCAGAGUGGCACCAGCAGAACAUACACCUGCCGGUUUGUUGUAGAGAACAGCGUGAAGGUAGAAGCUCACUACACAGCUGUGUUUAAAGGGACCAGUGGAGGAGAACUUCAUCUCUAUCACAGAGCUGGAGAUGAUGUUGUUCUACCUUGUAGAAGUCCUUCAUCUUCUUACUCGUGCUCCAUUGUUAACUGGUUUUACCUCAGAGAUCCAAGCACAAACUUUCCAUUGGAUGUUGAGGAUGGAAAAGUUGUUGAGAGUUCACCUCGAGCUGCCAGGUUAAAUGUGGACAGUAACUGCUCUCUGAUCAUCAACAACAUCACUGCUGAGGAUGCUGGACGUUACACCUGUCGACCUGGUUCAGGAACCACCGUAGAUGGCAGUCUGCUUCUGAGUGUUUUGACCAUCUCUCCAUCUCCACCAGAGGAUGAUCCAACAAAGGAUGGAGAUGUCACAUUAAACUGUUCUCUGGAGAGAUACAGUGGGUUGGAUCCGUGUCCAAAGAACAGCCUCCUCUGGGUGGAUGAGACAGGAACUGGGCUGACUGGUGAAGGUGUUGGGUUCAAGUUAGGACCAAGGAGAUGUGCUUCCUCUCUAACUGUGCAGCAUCAGAGUGGCACCAACAGAACAUACACCUGCCGGUUUGUUGUAGAGAACAGCGUGAAGGUAGAAGCUCACUACACAGCUGUGUUUAAAGGGACCAGUGGAGGAGAACUUCAUCUCUAUCACAGAGCUGGAGAUGAUGUUGUUCUACCUUGUAGAAGUCCUUCAUCUUCUUACUCGUGCUCCAUUGUUAACUGGUUUUACCUCAGAGAUCCAAGCACAAACUUUCCAUUUGAGGUUAAGGAUGGAAAAGUUGUUGAGAGUUCACCUCGAGCUGCCAGGUUAAAUGUGGACAGUAACUGCUCUCUGAUCAUCAACAACAUCACUGCUGAGGAUGCUGGACGUUACACCUGUCGACCUGGUUCAGGAAACAUCAAUGAUGGCAGUCUGCUUCUGGGUGUUUUGACCAUCUCUCCAUCUCCACCAGAGGAUGAUCCAACAAAGGAUGGAGAUGUCACAUUAAACUGUUCUCUGGAGAGAUACAGUGGGUUGGAUCCGUGUCCAAAGAACAGCCUCCUCUGGGUGGAUGAGACAGAAACUGGGCUGACUGGUGAAGGUGUUGGGUUCAAGUUAGAACCAAGGAGAUGUGCUUCCUCUCUAACUGUGCAGCAUCAGAGUGGCACCAACAGAACAUACACCUGCCGGUUUGUUGUAGAGAACAGCGUGAAGGUAGAAGCUCACUACACUGCUGUGUUUAAAGGGACCAGUGGAGGAGAACUUCAUCUCUAUCACAGAGCUGGAGAUGAUGUUGUUCUACCUUGUAGAAGUUCUUCAUCUUCUUACUCGUGCUCCAUUGUUAACUGGUUUUACCUCAGAGAUAUAAUCACAAGCAUUUCAUUGGAGGUUAAGGAUGGAAAGGUUGUUGAGAGUUCACCUCGAGCUGCCAGGUUAAAUGUGGACAGUAACUGCUCUCUGAUCAUCAACAACAUCACUGCUGAGGAUGCUGGACUUUACUUCUGUGGACUUGGUUCAGGAAUCCUCUAUGAUGACAGACUGUUUCUGGAUGUUUUGACCAUCUCUCCAUCUCCACCAGAUGCUGAUCCAACAAAGGAUGGAGAUGUCACAUUAAACUGUUCUCUGGAGAGAUAUAGUGGGUUUGAUCGGUGUCCAGAGAACAGCCUCCUCUGGGUGGAUGAGACAGGAACUGGGCUGACUGGUGAAGGUGUUGGGUUCAAGUUAGAACCAAGGAGAUGUGCUUCCUCUCUAACUGUGCAGCAUCAGAGUGGCACCAACAGAACAUACACCUGCCGGUUUGUUGUAGAGAACAGCGUGAAGGUAGAAGCUCACUACACUGCUGUGUUUAAAGGGACCAGUGGAGGAGAACUUCAUCUCUAUCACAGAGCUGGAGAUGAUGUUGUUCUACCUUGUAGAAGUUCUUCAUCUUCUUACUCGUGCUCCAUUGUUAACUGGUUUUACCUCAGAGAUCCAAGCACAAACUUUCCAUUUGAGGUUAAGGAUGGAAAAGUUGUUGAGAGUUCACCUCGAGCUGCCAGGUUAAAUGUGGACAGUAACUGCUCUCUGAUCAUCAACAACAUCACUGCUGAGGAUGCUGGACGUUACACCUGUCGAUCUGGUUCACGAAACAUCAAUGAUGGCAGUCUGCUUCUGAGUGUCUUGACCAUCUCUCCAUCUCCACCAGAGGAUGAUCCAACAAAGGAUGGAGAUGUCACAUUAAACUGUUCUCUGGAGAGAUACAGUGGGUUGGAUCCGUGUCCAAAGAACAGCCUCCUCUGGGUGGAUGAGACAGGAACUGGGCUGACUGGUGAAGGUGUUGGGUUCAAGUUAGAACCAAGGAGAUGUGCUUCCUCUCUAACUGUGCAGCAUCAGAGUGGCACCAACAGAACAUACACCUGCCGGUUUGUUGUAGAGAACAUCGUGAAGGUAGAAGCUCACUACACUGCUGUGUUUAAAGAUUUCACGGACUGGUCUCCUCUGAGCUUCAUCAUGUUGACUCUGAGGAUCACAGGACUGAUCCUGAUGGUUGGAAUCACUGUUGGUAUCAUCAGAACCAGAGGGACCAGUGGAGGAGAACUUCAUCUCUAUCACAGAGCUGGAGAUGAUGUUGUUCUACCUUGUAGAAGUCCUUCAUCUUCUUACUCGUGCUCCAUUGUUAACUGGUUUUACCUCAGAGAUCCAAGCCCAAACUUUCCAUUGGAUGUUGAGGAUGGAAAAGUUGUUGAGAGUUCACCUCGAGCUGCCAGGUUAAAUGUGGACAGUAACUGCUCUCUGAUCAUCAACAACAUCACUGCUGAGGACGCUGGACGUUACACCUGUCGACCUGGUUCAGGAAACAUCAAUGAUGGCAGUCUGCUUCUGGGUGUUUUGACCAUCUCUCCAUCUCCACCAGAGGAUGAUCCAACAAAGGAUGGAGAUGUUACAUUAAACUGUUCUCUGGAGAGAUACAGUGGGUUGGAUCCGUGUCCAAAGAACAGCCUCCUCUGGGUGGAUGAGACAGGAACUGGGCUGACUGGUGAAGGUGUUGGGUUCAAGUUAGAACCAAGGAGAUGUGCUUCCUCUCUAACUGUGCAGCAUCAGAGUGGCACCAACAGAACAUACACCUGCCGGUUUGUUGUAGAGGACAGCGUGAAGGUAGAUGCUCACUACACAGCUGUGUUUAAAGGGACCAGUGGAGGAGAACUUCAUCUCUAUCACAGAGCUGGAGAUGAUGUUGUUCUACCUUGUAGAAGUCCUUCAUCUUCUUACUCGUGCUCCAUUGUUAACUGGUUUUACCUCAGAGAUCCAAGCCCAAACUUUCCAUUGGAUGUUGAGGAUGGAAAAGUUGUUGAGAGUUCACCUCGAGCUGCCAGGUUAAAUGUGGACAGUAACUGCUCUCUGAUCAUCAACAACAUCACUGCUGAGGACGCUGGACGUUACACCUGUCGACCUGGUUCAGGAAACAUCCAUGAUGGCAGUCUGCUUCUGGGUGUUUUGACCAUCUCUCCAUCUCCACCAGAGGAUGAUCCAACAAAGGAUGGAGAUGUCACAUUAAACUGUUCUCUGGAGAGAUACAGUGAGUUGGAUCCGUGUCCAGAGAACAGCCUCCUCUGGGUGGAUGAGACAGGAACUGGGCUGACUGGUGAAGGUGUUGGGUUCAAGUUAGAACCAAGGAGAUGUGCUUCCUCUCUAACUGUGCAGCAUCAGAGUGGCACCAACAGAACAUACACCUGCCGGUUUGUUGUAGAGAACAGCGUGAAGGUAGAAGCUCACUACACUGCUGUGUUUAAAGAUGUUCCUGUCAAUAACACCAUCAUCAUCGUCAUCAUCAUCAUCAUCAUCAUCAUCAUCAUCCUUGUAUCAGUGAUCGGGGUUCUGCUGCUGCUGGUUGUUCUUGCUGCUGUUUUUGUCAAACUCAGGAAAACCAGAAUUAAAGAGGAUCACAGAACCACAGCAGAAAAUCAAGGUUCAACCCAUGAAAGUCUUGACUAUGAUGAUGUGCAGAACAACCUGACCUAUGUCACUGUUGACCAUUUAAGACAUAGAAAUGAUGAGGAGAUAAAGGUCAAACAGGAUGAAGACACUGUGACUUAUUCUGCUGUCAGGACUAAAAAGAAGAGAGAGGCGGACAUCGAUCCCAGCGGUCUCUACAGCUACAUCACUAAGUCACAAUUAACCAAAUAGGGAAAUGAGACGUCUCAUCACACCCCCAGCUUUUAAUAAACCUGUUUACAGGAAGUGGAUCAUUGGGUUUGAGUUUUAGCGAUACCAUCAGCCAGCAUUCAUUUGUAGCUCGUGUUGCAAUUUUUCUGUUGAAUUUAGAUGAAUUUCUAAGCAGGAAUUUACAGUUACUGAGUUUUGACAGAGCUUUGCUUUAUUUGUAAAAUAUGUUUGCUUCAUGUACUGAACUAAAAAGGUGCAACAUGAUUAUUUAGUGAGUGGUGCAUUGAAACUCAUGUGUGAACAGAACGAGACAUAUUCAAAGAUAAUUUAUAUUUGAUGAUACAAUAAAUUCAUCAUCCUGUAAAAUAUAACCUUCUGCCAUCAAAGUAGAACCAAACUCAGGUGCUGUUAGUCAGUUUAUGGUUCAAGACACUGAGCUGCACACCUGACCACGGUGCACCUGACCUUUUAUCUAAAAUGUUCAGAUCUGAGUUUUUACAGGAUUUUCCUGAAAGGAAAUUUACUGAAUAUCAAAGGUUUUAUAGCAAAUUGUUUAGAACCUUUCAGCAACCUUGUUACUAAACUGUGACUCUGUCAGCGGGACUGGCUUCUCAUUACCUUCAGAGUCCAGUUUGAAGAUCUUGGUUAUGACUUCUAGAGCUCUGCAUGGACAAGCCACUCCAUGCUUCAGGUCAUGUGAUCUGGGCUGACUGUACAGAUGCAAGACUGGAAGCUGAAGGGGAGCUGAAGAGAUUUUGUACCAGACAGAGACCCCCAGAAUGUGGACCUGUCUCCAUCUGAGCCUGAAAUCUGUGGACUCAGUAGUUUCUUUUUAUAAGCAGCUAAAACUCAUCCUUUCUAACUGGGUUUUUAUUAAAUAUUGUUUUGGAGGUUUCUUUUAGUGACUUUAUCUUGUUUUGAACCACAUAGUAAAAACCUGUAAUAUGUAUAUUAAUACUUAAUAAAAUACUUAAUUUAGUGACAA
Girardinichthys multiradiatus is the source of this 6402-nucleotide messenger RNA. Its product is annotated as titin-like. Gene Ontology annotation, cellular component: membrane raft; external side of plasma membrane. Gene Ontology annotation, molecular function: MHC class II protein binding; protein tyrosine kinase binding. The transcript has 22 exons. NCBI's taxonomy places the organism in Eukaryota, Metazoa, Chordata, Actinopteri, Cyprinodontiformes, Goodeidae. The coding region runs from base 30 to 5438 and encodes 1802 amino acids. The record is from RefSeq and is a predicted model, not a curated record. Gene Ontology annotation, biological process: positive regulation of ERK1 and ERK2 cascade; T cell activation; interleukin-15-mediated signaling pathway.